Aspergillus terreus NIH2624 is the source of this 972-nucleotide messenger RNA. Its product is annotated as acetolactate synthase regulatory subunit. The transcript has 2 exons. Bases 1 to 972 code for a protein of 323 amino acids. Lineage: Eukaryota; Fungi; Ascomycota; Eurotiomycetes; Eurotiales; Aspergillaceae. Gene Ontology annotation, biological process: branched-chain amino acid biosynthetic process. Gene Ontology annotation, cellular component: acetolactate synthase complex; mitochondrial nucleoid. Gene Ontology annotation, molecular function: acetolactate synthase regulator activity. The record is from RefSeq and is a predicted model, not a curated record.
AUGGCUUUCCGGCAUCCUCUGAUGCUGUCCAAGACAGCAUCGGCGUCUCUUCGGUCGGUAGCCCCCAGAACCUCUGCCCGCGUGGCUGCCACGCUUCCCCGGUUCAGCACCAGAGCGUCGUCCAGCUCGACCUCCGCGCUCGCCUACAAGGCCCUGCACCGUCGCUCGCCGCUCCCUCUGCCUGUGUCGGAAUCCUCUCCGCAAUGGGACGCCCCCACGGCCGUGUCGUCCAUCCUGUACGAGACGCCCGUUCCGCCCACCAACCCGCCUAAGCGCCAUGUUCUGAACUGCCUGGUGCAGAACGAGCCCGGUGUGCUGUCCCGCGUGUCCGGCAUUCUGGCCGCCCGUGGCUUCAACAUCGACAGUCUGGUCGUCUGUAACACCGAGGUCGAGGAUCUGUCGCGCAUGACCAUCGUGCUGCAGGGCCAGGACGGUGUCGUCGAGCAGGCCCGUCGCCAGCUCGACGACCUCGUCCCCGUCUGGGCUGUGCUCGACUACACUGACUCGGCGCUCGUGCAGCGUGAGCUGCUCCUCGCCAAGGUCAGCAUCCUGGGCCCCGAGUUCUUCGAAGAGCUCCUCCAGCACCACCGCGAGAUCACCUCCCCUGGUGACGUUUCCGAGGGCCACAAGGAGCAGGCGCAGCAGACCCAGAAGACCGAAUACCACCCUCGCAACCUGCCCCAGAGUCAGGCCCUGAGACAUAAGCAUGAGCAUCUCGAUGCUAUUACCCGUCUGACCCACCAGUUUGGCGGCAAGGUCCUGGAUAUCAGCAACAACAACUGCAUUGUUGAACUCUCCGCCAAGCCAUCCCGUAUCGAUUCCUUCAUGAAGCUCAUCGGCCCCUUCGGUAUUCUGGAGUCCACCCGGACCGGUUUGAUGGCGCUCCCUCGCUCUCCUCUGUCUGAGCAAGACGAGGAUCUGGAGAAGGAGGCAGCCGACGUGGUCGAUGCUAGCACCCUUCCUCCUGGUUAA